CUUAAAUGAAACACCGGGUAAUGUUUUGUUUACAAUCAAAGCAUUUUCUGAAGAUCCAAGCUGCAUCACUUUAAAAGCUGUAAGUAACAAGUCAGGUAGCCUAGCUACAGUUCAUAGAAACCCAGCUGUGAAAUUGAUAUCAGUGACUGAAAAAAAUUGAGCUCAUUAUAUAUGCAGUGACAUUAAUCACUAUUGUGAAAAUUAUGAUGACAAGGAUGAUUAUUAUACUGAUAACAGUGUUAGUUAAAUAAAUUAUGUUUUUUUCCUGGAAAGGAGUUAAUUCUGAUCAAACUCACACCCAAACAUUUACAUAGGAAAAGGGGAUUUGUAUUGGAAAAUAGUCAACUGUAAUCAAUUCUUAUGCUGUACAGGUUACAUAGUUGAUUGUGGCCCUGUAUACUUUUCCAGCCCCACUUAAUUUUUUUAUGUACAAAAAGCCCUGUUGUCUGUCUGUAUUUUUCAACACAAAAUAUUUGACAGGCAUGUGCAAGCUGUCUUAAUUUAAUAGGCAGUUUCAUGGAAAGAAAGAGCAUGCAUUGUUUCUAAAUUGUCAAUUCUUUAGAAUCUUUCUAGCAUUUAAUACUCGUAAGAUUCUAUGGUAGUUUCUACUACUUGUGGUUUAUACUACUUUUACUUGACAGUCUGCUUCUUUAAAGUUUAUAAGUUACCUUUUUAAGCCCUGUGGCUUCCUUUUUCAUGCUUGCCUGUCUGGCUUUUGUGUCGUGCUUGUGUAGUAGAAAAGUUAUCUUUUAUCCAGUAGGGUUAAAAACAUACCAUCUUAACGAUUUAGAAUUGCCUUUCAUGGUUGAAAUGUCCUCUUGGUUUUAUUUUCUGCACUGCUGAUAAUUAUAUAGUUUUAUAUUGCAUUGCAUCGGUACCUUAAAAAAUGUGUUUGGUUGAUUUCCAUAAAGGAAACAAACAUAACCAUUGGAUGUCCUGUGAAUCGACACAUGCUUCCUCGGGGGUGAGUAGAAAUGACCCACGUUAGUUAUAAUUUGUCAGUUUCCAACAAAGAAAAUACUACUACCACUUAUAACAAUGACAAUGAUAAUAACAAUAAUGAUAAUAAUAAUAACAAAUUAUUAUCUAUUAUUAACAGCAAUGAUAAUGAUGAUAAUAAUGAUAAUGAUAAUAAUUAUAAUAGUAAUGAUAAUAAUAAUGAUAAUAAUAAUAAUAGUAAUGAUAGUAAUAACAAUGAUAAUAAUAAUGAUAAUGAUGAUAAUAAUAAUAAAAAUAAUAAAGAACUACACAGUGCAGAAAAAAAGUAGAGCAAGUUAGUGACAGUUCUCUUUUUGUUAAGAUACUUGUAGUAGAUGUCAUUGUGUAAAAAAACCCAGUUGCUCUGCUUUCACUACAGUAAAAGAGCACUUUUAAUCAAGUCUGAGCAGAAAUGCCUUUUAAUCUAAAUUGGUAAAAGGAAAAAUGUGUGCUGUAGUCCCCUGAUUACAAUAAUCUGCAUGAAUGAUCUCAAGACUAAGUGAAGCAGGAAGGUUUAAAUGUUAUUAUUGUUUUAAACUUUUACCUCUUAUAUGGCGGCUUUCUCAUUUGGUCUUAUUUCAGAACAAUAGCUUAGCGAUUCAACAAUGUGUCAAUCAGUCAUUAAUUGAAUUCACCCAGUCAGACAGUCAUUAUGCCAAAUGGAAGCAAUAAACCAGUUAGUCAGUGAAUCCUAGUAACUUAACAGACCGGCGCGUGUAAGGGAAUGAAAAAUUUCCUCGGUGACCAGGGCAUUUUCUUGCAGAAAACCUGUCCGCUGUGAUGGCUAUGAAAACUACUCUUUUGUUAUUCCAAGGUAAGAAGACCCAGUAACAAAACACAUAUAUAUUACAGUCAGCUUAAAUGUGUGUAUGAGUUUAUAGUGACAAAAUCAAACAAAUUGCAAAGGGAAACUAGCAAAAACUAUUAUUUUACUGAACAAAAAAAAUGAGAUUGUCUCAUUCUCUCUUGUUAGUAAUAUUCACAUAUUAGUAGAGCAGAUAUGUGCUUCAAUUGUUCACUUUCUGUUAAAAGCAUGAAAUUUGGCAUGAUGAUAGUUUUCAAGGCCCUACAAAAGAUAGGAUAUGGUGCCAUCGCCAAAAAGUCCGUUAAGUGCAAAAAAUAAGAGUUUUAAAAUGGCGGCCAUUUUGAACCGGAACUGUGAAAUUAACAUUUUAUUUAAAACGUCUGAAUUUUAGCAACUUGGAUAACAAAAUGUCAGCAAAUGCCUAAGGCAGCUGUUUUUUCAUACAAUGAGAUAUUAUUUCAACGCAAAUUGUCUAAAAAAGAAGAAUAGAGAUGAUAUAAGUGGCCGCCAGCUAGACCGGAAGUAAAACUACUAAAAAAAUUUGCGAUGGCACCAUAUCACAUAUUAAUAGUCAUAAUUAGUUCUGUCAUUCCUGAAAAUUUGGUGCUUUUAACAAAAAGUGAACAAUCCGGCCCCAAAUCUGCACAUAUCCGCCCCACUAUAUCUAGAAAUCCUGUAAGUAAAAGCCUUAAAAACCAAAGUAACCCAAUUUAACCUUUAGAUGUACUUUGGUUUUAGACAUCAGAGGAGGGAUGUUUUUCUUUCAGACCAAGACGUUACAGACAAGGUAAAUAUAAAUACAUCAAUAAAUCUCUUUUUUAUUGCUUGGUUUUCUUUAUCUUUUACUGUGAAACUCACAAAAUCGUGAACACCAGAAAUAUUUAUGGAAUGUUAUUGUGUUUUUAGAAAUAAGCCAAUAAGGUGCGAGAUAAAUAAACCGCAAACAGCAACGGUAAUUAGUUUGUGGUUUUGAGGUUUGCUUGCGUGUCCUGAACUUUACUGUGAUUGGCCAGUACACAAUCAACAUUCCUAAAAUUUUCCAGGAGUUCAAGGUGUUCUGAGUAUGACAGUAAUGCAAAAAGGAAUGGAUAACAUAUCAAACUGUGUCGCACCUUGUAUGGAUAGCCCGCGUAAUCGUGACGAGAUUUUAGUGCGCGAGUGCAUUUUGGCGGCGAAGCGGUCAAGCCUUGAGAGCGAUGAAACCGAUCUUACCACCAAUAACAAAAAGAGUUAAAAUUUAUCUAUAUCUGCCAACACAGCAACCCUCUUAAAGAGGAUUAUUUCCCGGGGAAUAAAGCAAUCGCUUUCUACCCGGGCCAUCCAUGUCGUCUGAUUUUGUUCAUAAAUACAGGAAAAAAUUUUGCCAAAACCGGUCCCGUUUUUUUUUUAAAGUGUUAAGGUCUAAGCCUAGAACUAGCGUACAAUCCUUUGGUAGUGGCCCACUCCUUUCAUUGAUUAGAACGAAUCUGGGUCGAGCUUCUUUUGUUUUCAUCCCCUCGCCCCUAUCGUGACUCGAGUAAAACUACCCUACUUUGUUCCCCUCCAUCAUGACGCUUCUUGGCCCAGUUUGAAAACAUAAACACAGAUUUAAAGGCCUUAGUCGAAUUUGAAGGAGAGCGUUCACUUCCAUUUCAGGUUUUUAGAUACGACUUUGCAAGGUUGGGAUGUCCUUUCACGUUACUGAAGAACGAACCUUUCAAACCGAUCAUUGAUUUGUAAGUUGUUAACCUUAAUUCCGAAAAGUCGAGCGUUCAGAAGUUCCUUCACUGACUUAUUUUACGUGGAAAUAUUUGAACGUAUUAAAUUUUCAACCACGGAUAACGCAUUUCUAGCAUUGUGAUUGGUUCACUCAAUCUUGGUUAUCAGCUCAUGUACCUUAGUUUGACCUUAUAUGGAACAGGAUUACGCUUAGUUACAUCAACAUCCGGUCUUUUUGUAAUAUUUAAAAUGAAAUUUACACAACAUUCAAUUGUAAUAACCAUCUCAUAUCCAACGCACGCGAAUGGAAUAAUUAUUUACUCCAACUUCAUUUCAUGUACAAACCCAGAGCAAGAGAAAGCUGUUGCGAAAGGAGUCGGAAAGAAACCACUCUCGUCCCCAGGGAUUUUCCAUUAAAAUAAGAAGGGCCGCUCCUCUCAAUUCCUAAGGGAAAAUCAUCUAGGAACGAGGUUAGGAAAGGAACAUAAGAACCAGUUCCGAGUUUUCCAACCCAAUAAUCACUUUAAUUAUUACAGUUUAGAUCAAGAAAGAAAACACGGUCUGAAGAUGUAACGUAGUUGUACUGUAGAGUAUGAUCAGGAAUCACUAUAAUCAGGGGCGGAUCCAGGAUUUUUUUUAGGAGGGGGUGCACUCGUCUCUUGGUCUACUUCAACACCAAUAAACCACAGAGUUUUUUUUUGCAGAAUACCAGUUGUAUUAGAAAACCGCAGGUCAUCUCAGGGGGGGCUGCGCACCCCCUGCACCCUCCCCCUAGAUCCGCCCCUGAUAAUGAUACUCUGUUCAGCAGUGAUCAGGAUCAAAAUCUCCAUUUUCCUAUAAAUCUCCCGGAAACGGUGAUGAGUGGCUAUUUUUUUUAAAGAUAUGACGGAGAAACGUUUAUCAAAGAAGUUCGUGCCAACUACAUCUUGUGGGAGCAACAUGGCAGAACAGAGUACACGUACAGUACGACGAUGAAACAGGUACAUCAGUAUGACAUAGCGAGCGUGCGAGGCGUUCGAAAGGAAAGGUCGAAGGGAAGGGAAACGCCCUACUUCCUCGCACGUUUUUCUUGUACUCGCGCACCCGAAAUUUCCUAGCGCGCCCCGCCGAAUCUCCAUCUCGCGGGCUAUAUUAUGUAUAUUACUGAUAGCACUGCGUGGCAGCGAAUUGAGUGAAACACUUAAAAAGAACUGUUCAAAACAUUUAAAAUAAGGCAUAAAUAACAAGGCAAAUGCAAAAUAAGGCAAGGAUAGACAAACUUGCACGGAAGAACGGAUUAAAAUUGUGGUCUUUAAUAAUUUGUUAUCCUGACAGUCGGUUCAAAAAUUCACUUUUGUUGUUUGUUUAAUUUAAUAAUCCUUGGGUAGACUACGAGUAAUCCCCCAUUUUUCCUCAGGGAUAGCAGAGCGAACGAAACGCGAGCGCGCGUGAAAAUCACCCCACGCGAGAAAGGCGACACAUGGCGGGGAGAGUGUCGCCUUUUCUCGCUUGGGGUGAUUUUCACGCGCGCUUGCGUUUCGCUCUCGCUCAACUACCCUGAGGGAAAAUGGGGGACUACUCGUAGUCUAAUCCUUGGGAUAUAAGCAGUUUCUUUGCCAACGUCAAGUUAAUUAGUGGAUUUGACGGCGGGGUUUUGGAUCAUUAUACGUUUCUGGGAAACUGCCCACCUAUCCCUCCCCUAAGCCAACAUUUUGACCUAAGGGAGAGGAGUGAGUGUUAAUGUGCGCUUAGGGGAGAGGUAGUUGGGCAGUGUCCCAAAAACGUAUAAUGACCCAAAACAAAACGAACUAGACGGCCGCGACAGAGCUACUUUAAAUGGAUACGUUUCUGGGAAACUGCCCACCUACCCCUCCCCUAAUCCAACCUUUUGAUCUAAGGGAGAGGAGUGAGUGUUAAUGUGCGCUUAGGGAAGAGGUAGGUGGGUAGUUUCCGCAAAACGUAUAAUGAUCCAAAACAAAAGGACAGAGCUACUUUAAUAAGGCCGGCUCUUUGAGUCUUGCAAAUGCAUCAGUAGAAUUCAUAAAAGCUUUUACUUGAAACGAGUCGUCAUAAAUAUAGACACAAUAAGACUAAAACUUUCGCCAUUUGGAAUAAGGCGUAUAAAGCAUGCUGCUAGAAGCUAACACUAUGGCGGAUGGGUUGGGAAGAAAUGUUGCUAAAUCACUUUUAUUUUCCGCUUUAUUUUUAAACAGGCUGGUUGCAUCAGUGAGGCUCAACGUUGGGAGAAGAUGGUCAAAUCUGUGCAAGUAGAAGAGAAGGAUUCUGCCUGGUCUAAAUUGGUAUUGAUUCCAGAACUAAGUGUUAAUUUUAUUGUUCAAUCGUUGCAGCUUUGAAACGUAACAUCUCAAGAUUUUAGUUGAUGCUCUAGAGAGUGCAGUUUUCCAGGAGUUUUGCUGUAACUAGAACUGACAUAUAUCCCGGUUUUUAAGUAUGUAUUUUUAUUCGUAUUUAAACAUUCAACAGAAUUACCGCAGCUGUUUUGAGGAGCCUGCAAAUAAUUCUUCACCAAACGUGGAUCUCAACCAACCGUAUGAGAUUUUGAACAGUUCAAUAUCUUCCUCGCAAAUCCUAUGGAAUGAUGUGGGAAUUUUUGUCUUUACGCUGAAGGUUGUAGAUCCUGAAUUCAGGUGAGAGGAGCUGUCUUUUUCAAAAGCGAUUCCAAGCUAAUGAGGAUUCUUCGUAGCAAACUGUCCUUACUUAUACUGACCGCUGCAUUAAUAAGAACCACGUUCAGUGUUUAGUAACUUUCACUUUUAGAAUCUGAUUGAGUCAAGAUUGCGUGUGACUUUGGUAGUAAUUUUACGUAUGUUUCUGCCUACUUCUCAGCAUUCUAAUAUUUUUUUUGUUAACGACAAAAUAACAACAUUAAUAUACAGCGUUUUAUAGAAAAAAAUAGAUAAAAAACAAAACUAUUACAGGGGGAGAUACUCGACCAAUAUUUGGGUAUAGGUGACCCGCUGGGGGUUUGAAACCCUGACCCUGCUUAGAACAAAAAAUUCCUAAAAUACAUAAAAGAAAUUUAUAUUCCCGACUGUAAAAUUGGCCUUGCUUCUUUUGUUUCUAUAUUUCCAAUUAUAGCUGAUUAGAUCCUCUGUUAGGAUCCGGUCUCUCUUUUUUGUAACGUUGGUUCUUGCUUUCAAAAAAAAUCAAUUUAUAAAAUACAUACCCUGUUUAGGACAACACCCUCAAUUUUAUUACCCUGUUUAGGAUAAAAGGCAAGCCGGAUUGUUUUAAAGUCAUUUAUUGGCAAUCUUUCUAUAGAGUAAAUUCACGUUAUUGUCAUUGCUUUUGUAUGUUUAGAGUGCAAACAAAAUUCAUCGGGCAUAUCAAAUCAACCGUGCAGGUAACAUCUUGUUGACAGAAUCACGAAAUUAUGUACCUUAUUCAGUGCCGUAGCCAGACCAAACGGCCAACCGAGGCAGGCGGGAGUUGCUAGGGGGGUUCGGGGGCAUGCCUCCCCCCCCGAGAAAUUUUGAACUUUAGUCUCUCGGAAAUGCGAUUUGCAGCGUUUUCUGGGCUUUUCGGUAACUUUUUUUCGAGUUAAUUUAAGUGGAAUUUAAAAAGCAAUAAUCAGAAACAAGCUACAUAAUCUGGGUGCCGGAUCGUUAACCUCGCCAAUGGUUUUGAUCAGUAUUUGUUCAAAAAAAAUUUGAGUUAACGUACGUAGCCCCUUGAGGACGAUGAUAUGGUAAUUUUUUCAUAGUAUAUUGACUGAAUUGCUGAAUUCUUUGUAAUAUCAUGAUGCGUUAAAAAUAUCCGAUGAUCGCUUAUGUAAAAUAAAAAUGAUCGGCGAAAUUCGUCAAAAUUUUAGCUACGGCGCUGUUAUUUAGGAAAGAUAGGUGAAAACUACAUACCCUGUCCAGCGGCACAUCCGGGGGGAGGAGGAGGAGGCAACAUGGAAUCUAUUUGUUAAUCUUACGUUUUUGCUAAUAACAAUGACAUAUCAUUGUAUUUUCCCUAACAGCUUCUGUAACCUGACAGUGGAGAUAGCUGUUCAAGUGAAUGCAGUGCGAGGUUUGAUGGAAGAGAUUCCAACCUUUGUGGUACUUGGAUCGUCCAGCUUGAUCAUUAUCAUCAUGGUUGUAUCUGCUUACUAUACUCUAUUCCGUUGUGUGGAUUGAGCUUAGACGUUACUGACAAUUUUGUUUAACCCUUAAGUCGCAAGAGUGACCAACAUCAAUUUUCUCCUAACAAUAAUAUACAGAAUUAAAAGAAAAGUUUAG
Porites lobata is the source of this 7704-nucleotide messenger RNA. NCBI's taxonomy places the organism in Eukaryota, Metazoa, Cnidaria, Anthozoa, Scleractinia, Poritidae. The record is from the annotation of a GenBank genome assembly.